Messenger RNA from Colletotrichum chrysophilum, 1020 nucleotides. RefSeq lists its product as uncharacterized. The coding region runs from base 1 to 1020 and encodes 339 amino acids. The transcript has a single exon. Gene Ontology annotation, molecular function: NAD binding; oxidoreductase activity, acting on the CH-OH group of donors, NAD or NADP as acceptor. The record is from RefSeq and is a predicted model, not a curated record. NCBI's taxonomy places the organism in Eukaryota, Fungi, Ascomycota, Sordariomycetes, Glomerellales, Glomerellaceae.
AUGAAGCAUCACGUCGUUUGUCUGGACGCCGCAGAGGCUACCUUCCCGGAUUUCGAUUUCCCGCAUACACGCAGUCUUUAUGAACGCACACAGCCACACGAGGUCGCAGAGCGUAUCAAAGAUGCAACGAUUGUCGUCACCAGCGUCGUGCCGAUUACUCCGGAUGACCUGGCCCAUGCAUGUCAUCUGCAAUGCGUUGCUAUCGCCGCGACCGGUUUUGAGUGGCUUGACCGCGCUGCAUUUGUCGAAAGACGCAUCACCGUCUUCAACUGCCCGCAAAGCAACGUUGAAGCCGUUGGGGAGCAUUUCCUGACGCUUUACUUCUCCGCCCGCCGAAAGGUCGUUGAGGUUCAUGCUGCGAUUAUGAGUUCGGAGAAGGACUGGAUUCGAGAGGGCUCUUUGACGCCUCGGUGGACACAGGGGCCGCCUUUGAGUUGCGAACAAGAGGUCCUGGGGAUCAUCGGGUACGGAGCCCUCGGGAAGAGAAUCGAAACUUUGGCGAGGGCCCUUGGCUUUGGCAAGGUCUUGAUUGCGGAUCGCAAGGGCGAAAGCAAACCCCGCGAAGGAAGAGCCUCUUUUGACGAUCUCAUCAAGAGAGCUACCACUAUUGUGGUUUGCUGCCCUAAGGACCCGGAAACUAUGUCCCUGAUCUCGGACUCGGAGUUUCAUUCAAUGAGAAAGGAGGCGCUUCUCGUGAAUCUAGCUAGAGGUGGCGUCGUUGACGAGCAGGCACUAGCAACUGCGUUGAAGGAGGAGAGAAUUUUCGGAGCCGCUGUGGAUGUUUUCGAAACGGAACCCGGUGGUGUGGGAACUACCCCUCUUAUCCCAGACAUUGCGAACGGGGAGACAGCUGUGCCGAACCUGACUUUGAGCAGUCAUGUUGCGUGGUUCUCACAGAAAACCAUCAAAAACUUGCAAGAUAUGCUUAAACUUGGUGUCGAGAGCUUCGUUGAGGAAAACAUCGACGAAGACCGCUGUAAGCGUCUGCUGGUAAUUCAAAAGGGAGAGGUGAGGAAGUAA